AUCUAUGCUGAGCAGCUUUUCCCACUCGGCUACGGCCAUCCUCUCUGGUACCCUGAACCCGUUGGUGGUCGGGAGAUACUCAUUGGGGAUGUAGGAUGGUUUCGGACAAACGGCCAGUUCACUCCUCUGUUCAAUGUCAAGUCGUCUCGAGAAGACCCUGUGAACCAGCAAAACGGCGUCCCACGUGGUUUCACGGUCUUCGACUCUCCCGGUUCACGCACGGUCUUCACGAAUCCCAACGCUAUAAUGCAAAGGUCCCUGUGCAGCCGCACUGUACAGACUCGAGAGGUCGAAGCUGAGCUUUCUGCUGGCAGCUUUGCUUUCCAGACCACAGCCGAUUGCGGAGCCUUGGUCCUGCUUGAACCGCCUGCGGAGAGCGCAGACAUUGAAUCGAAGCGGCACAUCGUCAACUACAUGCGCAGACACUUCGACAGCUGGCUUGACUUUGUUAACGGACAAGAAGGCAUGGGCCUUGGCCUUGAGGAGCAAGAUAUUGUGUUUGUCAGCGGGACGAUGAAAACGACGCAUUGGGGAGUCGCUGCCUUUCAAGGGAAUGGGUCGGAGCGCAAGGAAGGACGCAUAAUUGCACAGUUCACCCCUUACGCAACGGCCAGUUUAUCUGUCAGCCUUGCUAAUGCAUCCAUGCCCAGGAGUCACUACCGAUAUGGUCCACACCCUGCUCAGGAAGUAUCAGUUCCGCGAAACCAAUGCCUUUUUAUACACUAUUACAAGAUGAGGCGCAGGCGUCCGCUCCCGAAGUUUGCGAUGCGGGCUGCUGCGGGACCG
Messenger RNA from Dichomitus squalens LYAD-421 SS1, 786 nucleotides. RefSeq lists its product as uncharacterized. The record is from RefSeq and is a predicted model, not a curated record. The transcript is spliced from 3 exons. Lineage: Eukaryota; Fungi; Basidiomycota; Agaricomycetes; Polyporales; Polyporaceae. The annotation marks the transcript as partial.